CCGUGCCCUCAUAACGACACAAUCGGAUUCGCCAUUGGAGUAUUGAACGUGAUCUUCUAUUUUUCAGAGCUUUCAAACAAGAUUUUGUUGUUUUAAACUGGUAUCCAAGACAGAGGUGGGGGGGCAGAGCAGAUGGCCAUUGAACAAUACUUCCAAGAGUCAGUUGCAGAAAAUGAGAUGGGUGGUGAUGAGUCACAACUACAGAAGUGGAAAUCAGGCUCUGAUGCUGCUACUACCUCAGACAACGUUACUGGCUGCUUUGACUGCAACAUUUGUCUAGACUAUGCACAAGAUCCUGUGGUGACACUUUGUGGCCACCUUUUCUGCUGGCCAUGCAUGUACAAGUGGCUUCACUUCCAGGGUUCCUCCGCCGAACAGCAUCAAUGCUGCCCUGUGUGUAAGGCUGAUGUUUCCCUCACCACACUGGUCCCCCUCUAUGGUCGAGGCCAUCUGCCAACAGAAGCAGAAUCUGAAGGCAAAGGCUCCCAUAAUGGCCUUAACAUACCACGAAGGCCUCCUGCAUGUGGUGUUCAUACACUGAUAACUACUACAUCGACUUCAUCAGAUCGGCAGCCUCAUCGUAACCCUUACCAGUCCCAGCCACAACAUACCCAUCAGCAUCAGCAAUACUACCCGCAGCAAUACAGGAACUAUGCAACAGCGUCAACCCCAUUAUUUCAUCUUUCUGCUAAUGUUUAUCAUCCAAUUGUUGGUAUGCUUGGGGAGAUGGUCUAUGCAAGGGUGUUUGGGAACUCAGAGACAAACUUAUAUGCAUAUCCAAAUUCAUACUACCUCAUGGGGGGUAGUAGUCCAAGGUUGAGAAGGCAAGAGAAGCAGGCAGACAAGUCUCUCAACAGGAUUUCACUCUUCCUCUUCUGUUGCCUUGUCUUGUGCCUUCUCUUGUUCUGA
Molecule: messenger RNA, 909 nt
Organism: Telopea speciosissima
Lineage: Eukaryota; Viridiplantae; Streptophyta; Magnoliopsida; Proteales; Proteaceae
Product: E3 ubiquitin-protein ligase RMA1H1-like
Exons: 2
Coding region: 133-909 (258 amino acids)
Biological process (GO): ubiquitin-dependent protein catabolic process
Cellular component (GO): endoplasmic reticulum
Molecular function (GO): ubiquitin-like protein conjugating enzyme binding; ubiquitin protein ligase activity; metal ion binding
Source: RefSeq, a predicted model, not a curated record